Mauremys reevesii (Reeves's turtle) is the source of this 1480-nucleotide messenger RNA. RefSeq names its product Wnt family member 6 (gene WNT6). The record is from RefSeq and is a predicted model, not a curated record. Gene Ontology annotation, biological process: canonical Wnt signaling pathway; multicellular organism development; cell fate commitment. Gene Ontology annotation, molecular function: frizzled binding; cytokine activity. The transcript is spliced from 4 exons. The coding region runs from base 102 to 1163 and encodes 353 amino acids. Lineage: Eukaryota; Metazoa; Chordata; Testudines; Geoemydidae. Gene Ontology annotation, cellular component: extracellular region.
CCCAGCCCCUGGCUCCGCGCCGCCCGCCCCAGCCCCGGAGCAGGCAGCGGGGACCGCGGGUGGCAGCUCGCUGCGCUCUACCUGCGCCGCGCCGGCCCAGGAUGCUGCCCCCGUCCCGCACCCAGCUGGGGCUGUUCUUCAUCCUGCUCUGCCCCGCCAACAUCAUCGGGCUCUGGUGGGCAGUGGGCAGCCCCCUGCUCAUGGACCCCAACAGCAUCUGCCGGAAGAGCAAGCGCCUGGCGGGGAAGCAGGCGGAGCUGUGCCAGACGGAGCCCGACAUCGUCCAGGAGGUGGCCAAGGGUGCUAAGCUGGGCGUGCGGGAGUGCCAGUACCAGUUCCGCUUCCGCCGCUGGAACUGCACCAGCCACAGCAAGUACUUCGGCAGGAUCCUGCAGCAGGAUAUCCGGGAGACGGCCUUCGUCUACGCCAUCACCGCGGCCGGCGUGAGCCACGCCGUCACCCAGGCCUGCAGCAUGGGCGAGCUGCUGCAGUGCAGCUGCGAGGUGACGCGGAGCCGGGCGCCCCCGCUGCCCACGGCCGGCCCGGGCACCGAGGGCUCCGCCUGGGAAUGGGGCGGCUGCGGGGACGACGUGGACUUCGGCUACGAGAAGUCCCGGCAGUUCAUGGACGCCAAGCGGAAGAAGGGCAAGAGCGACAUCCGCACCCUCAUCGACCUGCACAACAACGAGGCCGGGCGCCUGGCGGUGCGAAGCUACAUGCGGACGGAGUGCAAGUGCCACGGCCUGUCGGGCUCCUGCACCCUGCACACCUGCUGGAAGAAGAUGCCCCACUUCCGCGAGGUGGGCGACCGCCUGCUGGAGCGGUUCAACGGGGCCUUCAAGGUGAUGGGGGCCAACGACGGGAAGACGCUGCUCCCCGUGGGCCGCAGCAUCAAGCCCCCCGACCGUCAGGAUCUCGUCUACUCGGCCGACUCGCCCGACUUCUGCACGGCCAACCGCAAGACGGGCUCGCCGGGCACACGGGGCCGGGUGUGCAACAGCACCGCCCCGGACGUGAGCGGCUGCGACCUGCUGUGCUGCGGCCGCGGGCACCGGGCCGAGACCGUGGUGCUGGAGGAGAACUGCCUGUGCCGCUUCCACUGGUGCUGCGUGGUGCAGUGCCGCAAGUGCCGCGUGCACCAGGAGCUCAGCCUCUGCCUCUGAGCCGGCCGAGGAGCCCACCGGCCCCGGCCCCGGGCUGCCCGGCAGCUCCCUCUCUCCCGGACGCGGGCGCUGGGGGAGGGUCUCCGUCCAGCCCCUGGGGAGGGGCUUUGCUGUGCCCCGCCCUGCCGGCCAGGGGCACCGAGGCCUGGGGGCCAGGCUGGGCCGUGGGGCGACGCUCACAGACUCAGUGGGGAUGAGGCCGGACUCCCUCACUAGUGAACCUGAAUCAGGCCAGGAUGGCACCCGGGCUGCCCCCGCCCCGCUGCCUCCUCAGGCCCCCGCGGCCACCGGGCCAGGGGCUCUGUGGGCAUGGGGGU